Messenger RNA from Cricetulus griseus (Chinese hamster), 2332 nucleotides. The record is from RefSeq and is a predicted model, not a curated record. Lineage: Eukaryota; Metazoa; Chordata; Mammalia; Rodentia; Cricetidae.
GCCGGAAGGGGCGGGCGCUGCGCCCGGCGGGACCUUCGCGCCAUGGCUUCUCGUGGCGUCGUUGGCCUUUUCUUGCUCUCCGCUCUCCCUCUCUUGUGUCUGGAGCUCCGGCGAGGAAUCCCGAGUCUCGGAAUUAAAGAUCUCAUUUUGCUGAGUGGCCGGAUAUUCCUGCUGCUUGCCCUGCUGACGCUAGUCAUCUCUGUGGCCACCUCCUGGUUUAACUCAUGUAAACCUUCCCGGGUUCACCUGACAGAAGGAGAAGAAGAAAAUGAGAAAAGACAGAGGCUUGUGAGGAAGAAGCAGCAGGAGGCCCAGGGUGAGCAGGCCAGCAGAUAUAUACAGAAUGUUUUAAAACCUCAACAGGAAAUGAAAUUGAAAAAACUAGAAGAACGCUUUUAUCAAAUGACAGGUGAAACCUGGAAAUUAACUACUGGCCACAAACUGGAGGGGGAUGAAGAUUUGGUGCUUGACAGUUCGAGUCAGGUGUCUUUGGAAACAGCAAACAGAGAAGCAGCGAGGAGACGGAACUUGCCCAAGCUUUUAACUGAAAUCUCACCACCUGCUCCACAGCCCACCAAGAAGGAGGUUCCCAAUUUACCUGAAGAGCCACCGGAAACAGCUGAAGAGGUGGUUACAGUUGCCCUUCGAUGCCCAAGUGGGAGUGUUUUGAGGAGGAGAUUUUUCAAGUCUUGGAAUUCACAGGUCUUACUUGACUGGAUGAUGAAGAUUGGGUACCACAAAUCCAUAUACAGUCUUUCCACUUCCUUUCCCAGGAGGCCUCUGGAGACAGAGGGAGGCUUGUCACUGGAGGACAUAGGAAUAACUGUGGAUACGGUACUUAACGUGGAAGAGAAAGAACAGAGUGGCCAGUAAAGUCAGAACUACCUGUUGUCCUUAAAGUCAGUACAUGUGACCUCACAGGGCAGUGUUCACAUUAAAGCCAUGCUGUACCUUGAACUCUUCUUGUUCAUAGGAGCACACCUACAUACAAUGGAAGAGGACUAUGUCAUCUUACAUUGUACCAAAGUGAGAACAAGGUAAAAAAGAUGUAGUAAGACAGACACCUGAUAUCAGGUCUCAGCCAGGCUUGGUGAAACAUGCUUCCUGGAAUUUUUGAGUCAGACCAUCUUAAAACAAACCAAUUCUCACCUUAUAUAAGAACUGUGAUUUCUGCUUCUUGAAUCCACCUUACCACAGUAUUUUACAACUCAAAAUCUUUAAGUAGGAAUGUUGAUACCACUGUAUUUCUAAAAAGUUAAAAGACUUUAAAGAAAUUUCAGAGUGGACUAAUCCUAUGUACUUUUGACUUAAAUCUGGGAACAAAGUUUUUGAAACAUGAUCUUUGGGGAGCAUAUUGAAACUACAGUAAGCAAGUACAUUUGGGGUGUGAGCUGUUGUUUUUUUGUAUGUACUGAUACCCUUAGAGUCUGUCUUAAGAUAUCUUUAUCUUUUUUUGUUUUUGGAGAUAGGAUUUCUCUGUGUAACAGCCCUGGCUGUCCUGGAACUCUCUCUCCCAGUACUUGGGAGGCAGAGGCAGGUGGGUCUCUGUGAAUUUGAGGCCAGCCUGAUCUACAGAGCAAGUUCCAGGACAGCCAAGGCUAUAGACAAACGCUGUCUCAACCCUCCCCACUCCUACCCAAAAGAAUAAGUUAAUACAGACCACCCAAUGAAAUGUUUAGGAAUGUGAAAAUGGAUUUUUUAAUGGCCUAAAGUUAUCAGCAAAUACUUGACUUUGUUCUGCUUCUAAAUGUAAACUAUAAACAAGCAUUACUUGUGUGUGUGUGCACUUGCAUGUGUGCAUGUAACUUGGAAAUGAAUAUAAAUGAGCACCUUACCAGAGUUAAUCCCCAGCCCCUAAGCUUACCAUGUAAAUCCUGUCAGUACAGCUGCUUAUUUUUAUUACACAUCAGAUAUUUGUGGUUCAGCAAGGUGUCCUACACCUGUAAUCCUAGCACUUGGGAGGUAGAGCCAGGGGAACCCAGGAGUUUAAGGUCAUUUGGGACUAUACAUGACCAUCUUAAAAUCCAAAGUAAAUGGAAAACAAAUAACCACAGUCUUAAGUAUUUGUAUCAAGUUUUAAAAUGGUGAUGCUUCCACUUAAUGCAUAUCACAGCUAAAAUAUUUUUGUUUAAAUUGGAAAGUUUAUUUGUUCAGUACACCAAAUAGGAUGCAAGCACUGUCAUGACAAAUAUACAGAAAUAAUGCAGAUCAACAUCAAACAGUAAUUUAGUUUAAAUGAAAGGAAAUCUCUUUAAUGUUAUGACAACAUACUCCCAAGAAUCUCUUCUUCAGUUAGUUACACAUUUCAAUAAAAUACAGGGUAAUGAAUUAA